Messenger RNA from Rhipicephalus microplus (southern cattle tick), 1325 nucleotides. RefSeq names its product intraflagellar transport 52 (gene IFT52). Gene Ontology annotation, cellular component: centriole; intraciliary transport particle B; cilium. Gene Ontology annotation, biological process: cilium assembly; intraciliary transport. NCBI's taxonomy places the organism in Eukaryota, Metazoa, Arthropoda, Arachnida, Ixodida, Ixodidae. The record is from RefSeq and is a predicted model, not a curated record.
GCUCGGAGUAUGUGCACUAGCAAUUGAUGGGCGACAAAGUUUUCACGAUACUGUUCGACUCGUCUAAGCACGAGCUGUUCGGCGUCAGCGAUGGCUACAAGGUGCUGCAGAGGCGACUCAAGAGCAUGUGGCAAGUCCACAGCGGAAAUACGCAGAUCACGCCCGAUGCGUUGUCCGGUGCCGAUGUCCUGGUGCUCGGCGGUCCGCGACAAAAAUUUACAGAGACGGAGUUUUCAGCGUUGCGAGAUUUCGUGACUCAAGGCGGCAGGUUGCUGGUCUUGGUCGGAGAAGGCGGGGAACGCCGCUUCCAGACCAACAUAAAUUUUCUGCUCGAAGAAUAUGGCAUCGUUGUCAACAGCGAUGCUGUCGUGAGGACAGUCUACCACAAGUAUCCACACCCAAAAGAAGCAUUGAUCUCGGACGGAAUCCUCAACAGAGCUGUGAACAGGGCUCUGGAGGAGACUGCACUUGACCCCUCCCCAACUGGUGACAACCGAGGACUAACGUUUGUCUACCCUUUUGGUGCAACACUAAAUGUUGCUAAGCCUGCAGUAGCCGUCUUGUCCACGGGGGGCUGCUGUUUUCCUGUGGCACGUCCAGUCUGCGCACUGUACGUUGGGCAGAAGGGUGUGUCUGGAAGAAUAGUGGUUCUUGGCUCAUGCCAUUUCCUCUCGGACCACUACUUGGACAAGGAAGACAACAGCAAGAUCAAGGACGUGUUGUUUCACUUCCUGACCAGCGACCAGGUGCAGCUGAAUGCGAUCGAUGCUGGAGAUCCCGAGGUAUUUGACUACAACCCCGUUCCAUCAAUGGCCACGAUUGCCGAUGCCCCCUUCUGCUGCCUGCAAGAGGGAGAGGAGCUGCCCAACGACCACAUGGAGCUGUUUCAAAAAGAGCUGUACAUCCUGGACAACUCAAUGCUCCCAGAGGUUCUCAACGCCUAUGAAGAGCUCGGUGUACCGCACGAGCCGCUGCGACUUAUAAGUCCACAGUUCGAAUGCCCGCUGCCACCACUACAACCUGCGGUCUUCCCACCAUGCUUCAGAGAACCCAGUGGGCCACCCCUCGAGUUGUUUGAUCUGGAUGAAGAGCUGAGCUCGGAGAGCCGCCGCCUGGCCCAGCUAGCGAACAAGUGCACCGACGAGGACCUGCACUAUUUCUUGCUGCAGUGCGGACAAGUGCUGGGCAUCGGCAGUGCCGUGGGCAACCCGAAGCAGAUCGUGGAGCACGUGCUCACGCGCCUCGUCGAGUUUCGAAAGCUAAAUCAGGCAGGUGCUCCGAGGAUCGAAAAAGCCUUAACAUGGAUUAAAGAAGCCUUAACAUAG